Molecule: messenger RNA, 3208 nt
Organism: Lepus europaeus (European hare)
Lineage: Eukaryota; Metazoa; Chordata; Mammalia; Lagomorpha; Leporidae
Gene: EGLN3
Product: egl-9 family hypoxia inducible factor 3
Exons: 5
Coding region: 321-1040 (239 amino acids)
Biological process (GO): cellular response to hypoxia; peptidyl-proline hydroxylation to 4-hydroxy-L-proline
Cellular component (GO): nucleus; cytoplasm
Molecular function (GO): L-ascorbic acid binding; peptidyl-proline 4-dioxygenase activity; ferrous iron binding
Source: RefSeq, a predicted model, not a curated record
GGCCGCUGCCGCCGCAUCCUCAAAAGGGGCCCUCGGACUCCUCGCCGGGGCAGUGCGGCACUGGGUCGCGGAGCCCCGCACAACUCGGGCUGGCCCCCGAACGGCGAGCCCUUCCUGCCAGAGUUGCGGACAACUUUCCCCUGCUCUUGGGUGCCGCGGUGGCGCGGUGGCUCGGUGGCGCGGUGGCUCCCGGACAGUGCCCGCCGCAGGUUCCUGAACCCAGCGCUCCGCUCGCUGCGCCUCCGCUGGGCGCUGCGGCGGGUCGCUCCCCGCCCCCCGCGUGCACGUGGGGUGUCCCUGCCCUGCGUCCUGCGGGCGAGAUGCCCCUGUCACACAUCAUGACCCAGGAUCUGGAGAAAAUUGCCGUGAAUUACAUCGUGCCCUGCCUGCACGAGGUGGGCUUCUGCUACCUGGACAACUUCCUGGGCGAGGUGGUGGGCAACUGCGUGCUGGAGCGCGUGAAGCAGCUGCACCGCGAAGGGGCCCUGCGGGACGGCCAGCUGGCCGGGCCGCGCGCCGGCGUCUCCAAGCGGCACCUGCGCGGCGACCAGAUCACGUGGAUCGGGGGCAACGAGAAGGGCUGCGAGGCCAUCAGCUUCCUCCUGUCCCUCAUCGACAGGCUGGUCCUGUACUGCGGAAGCCGCCUGGGCAAAUACUACGUCAAGGAGAGGUCCAAGGCGAUGGUGGCAUGCUAUCCAGGAAAUGGAACAGGUUAUGUUCGCCACGUGGACAAUCCCAAUGGUGACGGCCGCUGUAUCACCUGCAUCUACUACCUGAACAAGAACUGGGAUGCCAAGCUACAUGGUGGGAUCCUGAGGAUAUUUCCAGAAGGGAAAUCGUUCGUAGCAGAUGUGGAGCCCAUCUUCGAUAGACUGCUGUUCUUCUGGUCGGACCGCAGGAAUCCACAUGAGGUGCAGCCUUCCUACGCCACCAGAUACGCCAUGACUGUUUGGUACUUUGACGCUGAAGAAAGGGCAGAAGCCAAAAAGAAAUUCAGGAAUUUAACUAGGAAGAGCGAGACUGAGCUCACUGAAGAUUGACCAUGCUGUGACAUCCGCUGGCCUCGUUCACUUUAGUUACAGUUCCCGAAUUUUCUUUAAGCAUUGACACCCAAAGAUGACAAGAAAGUCCCCUUGAGUGCUUGUCUCCCUCGUGUCCCUGUCUUGCGUGUGGUACUUGGUGUUCUCUUGCCAACACUGUGUUGACCUGCAGAUACUGUCUCUGCCAGACGAACUCACUCGCUACUCCAGAAAGACCUGCACACGUCCUUGUUGGCCAGCGGGUUAGCUGAUAGGUUUGGUAAAACUGGUUAUUGAAACAAGAACCUAGGAGCACAGGGAUGAAUCUUACUUGCACUUUAUAUACACUUCCUGAUUUGGAAGGAGGAGGUUUGCAAAAAAAAAAAAAAAAAAAAAAAAAAACCAGCAUGGUGACAGAUACCACAGAGAGGCGUUAUUAAAGCCUUAACAGCGGGAAACCAAUCUAUGUCAUCUGAACAAUUUCCAGAUGUUCUUAGUUCAGGGCUGCUGGGGGUUCAGGAGUAUCAUCACGAUCUAAUGGCAUUAUUACCUCUAGAAAGGGCUGCUGUCAUUGUGAUCAACUUACAACUGUCCCAAGGGCUGGACACUCCUUUUUUCGUUCUAGUCCUGCAACCUGGCCUUUUUGCCUCUGUCCCUUUUUUUUUUUUUUUUCUUUUCUGAAAAUAAUGAUCACUGAGGACAGCACCAUUUAUUCUCUAUUUUCACUGCUUACCUGGAGAACCUAAUUCUCCAGGUGCUAAAACUAGAAAUGAGUUCUUUUGGUUGGAAUGGGAAUUUGAAUUUCAAUCAAAAGACAAAAAUCUCCCUGGUAGUUGAGUGUGGACCACCGGGAACAGUGUAGCUACUGACGGACAUGCAAUAGCCGUGUGUCUCUUCAGCAACUGGAGAGGGAAGAUGGAGUGGGAAAUGUCGAUAUUCCCGUGGUUUUUGUUUUUUCAGUUUUCCUUUUUUAUGAGCCCACCCUUACCUGACAAAAUUAACCAGCCUCGGGUGCUGUAUUAGAGAAAGGAAGUGGAAAUAAAAAGAACCUCAGAAAGCUGUUUGAAUUCUUGCACAUUGUCUGUCCUGUCUAGCUUUUCCUCGGCUCCCCUGACGCUGCAGCCCCACUGUGGAUGGCAGUGGGGUGAGCAUCAUGGAAUUUGCUGGAAAUGUGGAAGCUUCUACCACAGCAGCCAGCAGAGAUCCCACUGCCUCAAGACCUCUGUGUUGAGAGUCCAUUUUAUGAAAGUUACACUUCCUACUUUUCAGUUCUACUCUUGUGUUUGUUUAAAAAUCCCAUUUAUUUCUUGCUUGAAAAUCCAUGAACGUCAAGGAGCCAGAAAUAUUUUCAUCAGUCACGUACAGACUUUCCAAGAAAGAAGUUUAUUUUUUUCUUUCCUGGUUUCAGAAAGUUCCCAUUGUUCACUCUUACAGCUGCUGUAUUUUUUCACUGCAGUACUUCUCACCCUCUAACUGACUAUGUAAUUUACUUAUUUAUUUUGUUUAUUGUCUUGUAUCCUUUCUCUUGAGUGUGAGCCCAGUGAAGACAGGGAUUUUGUAUGUUUUUAAUCAAUGCAAUAUAUUCCUAGCACCUAACAUAGUGCCUAGCACACAGUAAGGGCUCAGCAGCUAUUUUGAAUAAAUAUAAUCGCCUAUGCUAGCACUAAUAAUUUGAUUAAUUUCCUUCAUCUUUGGCAAAAAUGCUUGCUAGCUUGUUUCUACUAUUGCUGACAUAACUUAUUUAGGCUAAGAGUUUUUGGAAGCUUGGUCAUGGUGUCAUUUCAUGUUCAUGUACCUAGGAAUAUGUCAUCCAUUGGCCACUGUGAAUCUGAAAAUUGAACAAGUGACAUUUCUGCCCUUCUGUGUCUUGGGACUAUGGGGGUAGCUUAACCGUAGUUUCCGGUAGUACAGUACAUUCCUCCUUUGGCACCAUUUUGGAAAACUGAAACAGAAAAAGAAGGAAAGUUGUUUAUUAUGGAGUGUUGUAUUCUGUUAAUAUGUUUUCAUGAUCACUAAUGUCAUGGGAUUAAUAGUGACAUUAUUCUGAAGAACCAUGAUGUACUUCCAAUUGUGUGUCUGUGUCAUUCAGUGGAGUCAAUAUUUUGACUUGCCAAUAGAUCUGACCUCUUCGACCUUGCUAUGCCUUCCAGACAAACGUCCAUAAACUAAUAAACUAGAUAUCAAAUCAA